CUCCGGUUGCAUCAGUUGGCUUCAAUCCCUCGCCUAGAUCAUUAAGCAACGAAAGAGACACGAACCACGGAACAGCAUGCCCAUCUCCGUCCCGCACAUCCGCCAUCGCUCGUCGCUUUCCAGUAAUCGUUCGCACGAUGAACCCAAGGCUGAGCCCGUGAGCGGGGACGACGAGAUCGUCGAGCCCGACCAGGGAAAUGUUCUCUCCCAUAUCAUCUCCCAGCUCCGACCGGGGGCUGACCUUAGUCGGGUCGUCUUGCCUACCUUCAUCCUGGAGCCCCGAUCCAUGCUCGAGCGCAUCACCAACUUCAUGGCGCACCCCGAGACUUUGCUUCCUAUGCCCACCAUCGACGAUCCCCUCGAACGAUUCGUUUCCGUCGUCAAGUUCUAUCUGAGUGGAUGGCACAUCAAACCUCCAGGAGUGAAGAAGCCGCUGAACCCGAUUCUUGGAGAGACCUUCACCUGCUACUGGGACUAUCCCGAUGGUACCCGCGGAUACUACAUCUCUGAGCAGACCUCUCACCACCCGCCCAAGUCUAGCUAUUUUUUCAUGGCACCUGAGCACAACAUCCGGAUAGAUGGCACCCUGAAGCCCCGCAGUAAGUUCCUCGGGAACUCGGCCGCCAGCAUGAUGGAGGGAAUUGCUAUUCUGCGGUUCAUGAACCGCGGGCAGGACAAGGAGAAGGGCGAACGAUACAUCGUGACGCAACCGAACAUGUACGCCCGGGGCAUCCUUUUCGGAAAGAUGAAGUACGAACUUGGCGAUCACAGCUAUGUGCGGUGCCCGGAGAACAACCUCGUUGCGGACAUCGAGUUUAAGACCAAGGGGUACUUCUCUGGCACUUACAACGCCAUUGGUGGAACAAUCAAGAACGAAAAGACGGGAGAGGUCUACUACGAACUGUCCGGCCUCUGGAACGGCGAAAUGCACAUCAAGGAUGUUCAUACCCACAAGAAGGAUCUCCUCUUCAACGCCACUAGCGCAAAGCAUACCCCUCCAUCCAGCAGGCCCAUUGAGCAGCAGGGCGAGCGCGAGUCGCAGCGCUUGUGGCACAACACGGUGAAAGCCAUCAUUGCCCGGAACCACGAGGCGGCUACGGACGAGAAGACCAAGAUCGAGGAUCGCCAACGAGAGGAAGCAGCGAAGCGAGUCGAAGAAGGCGUUGAGUGGCACCCGCGGCUUUUCCGGCGGGUGCAGGGCGGGCCCAACGGCCCAGACGAGGGAGAAGAGGAUCUGGACUGGAUCAUCAAUGCGCAAGUCGAUCCGCAUAACGCCGAGGUCGCCAUCAAACAGAUCCUAUCUAUUGCCCCAAUUCUCGAAGACUAGGAUCGAAGUAGAAGAGGCAGUCGAGCGGAAAGACUCACGGACAUCUGAUGUCGAUGCCUACGUUGAUGCCAAGGAGAAAUAGGC
Aspergillus sclerotioniger CBS 115572 is the source of this 1411-nucleotide messenger RNA. RefSeq names its product OSBP family protein. The transcript has 9 exons. The record is from RefSeq and is a predicted model, not a curated record. Gene Ontology annotation, molecular function: sterol binding. Gene Ontology annotation, cellular component: intracellular membrane-bounded organelle; membrane; cytosol. NCBI's taxonomy places the organism in Eukaryota, Fungi, Ascomycota, Eurotiomycetes, Eurotiales, Aspergillaceae. The coding region runs from base 77 to 1327 and encodes 416 amino acids.